Brachypodium distachyon (stiff brome) is the source of this 1923-nucleotide messenger RNA. Its product is annotated as protein NRT1/ PTR FAMILY 5.10. The record is from RefSeq and is a predicted model, not a curated record. Gene Ontology annotation, cellular component: membrane. Gene Ontology annotation, molecular function: transmembrane transporter activity. Lineage: Eukaryota; Viridiplantae; Streptophyta; Magnoliopsida; Poales; Poaceae. Gene Ontology annotation, biological process: transmembrane transport; oligopeptide transport. The transcript is spliced from 3 exons. The coding region runs from base 140 to 1744 and encodes 534 amino acids.
AGCGGCGCAAAUGGAGGAGAGGGCGCCCAGUAAUUCGUCACGACAAGUCACCUCCUCCGCCCACCACCGGAGCCCGAAUAAACCUCUUUAAUUCGUCAUCUGAUCACCCAGCAGCUCACACGACCUCGCUACCUCAGCCAUGGCAUCAGAGUCGGGCUGCUCUGCCCCCCUCCUUCCUGCGGGAUCCAGCCACCGCCGGGCCACCGGCGGCUGGAGGUCGGCUCUGUUCAUAAUCUGGGUGGAGGUGGCAGAGAGGUUCGCGUACUACGGCAUCUCGUCGAAUCUCAUCAGCUACCUGACCGGCCCGCUGGGGGAGAGCACGGCCGCCGCCGCCGCGGCCGUCAACGCGUGGGCGGGCGCCGCAUCGAUGCUGCCGCUGCUCGGCGCUGCCGUCGCCGACUCGUGGCUUGGCCGGUACCGCACCAUCGUUGCCUCCUCCGUCCUCUACAUCGCGGGACUGGGCAUGCUGGCGCUUUCGUCCAUGUUCUCAUCGCCCGAGAGCCAACAAUGCAAGGUCUCCACCGACGGCCGGCGAGUAUGCCCGCCUUCCUCCCUCCAGACAACCUUCUUCUACGCCUCGCUCUACCUGGUGGCCAUCGCGCAGAGCGGCCACAAGCCCUGCGUGCAGGCCUUCGGCGCCGACCAGUUCGACACGGCAGACCCCAGCGAGCUGUCGUCCCGGAGCUCCUUCUUCAACUGGUGGUACUUCGGGAUCUGCGCGAGCGCCACGGUCACCGUCGCGCUCAUGAGCUACGUCCAGGACAACGUCAGCUGGGGCCUCGGCUUCGGCGUUCCGUGCCUGGUCAUGCUGCUCGCGCUCGUCGUCUUCUUGCUCGGCACGAAGACGUACCGGUUCUACGACGGCGGCUCGAGCAACGGCAAGGGCGCCAGCGCGUUCUCGCACGUCGGCAAGGCCCUCAGAGGAGCAUGGAGCAAGAGGCCGCCUGAGCACAGCGACUGCGCGGAGGAAGAAGAGGACGCCAUUCUCGCUGAGGAAGCAAGGGGCCUGGCAAGGCUGUUUCCGAUAUGGGUAACGUGCCUGCUCUACGGCGUCGUGUUCGCGCAGCCGCCGACGCUGUUCACGAAGCAGGCGGCGACGCUAGACCGGAGGGUCGGGUGGUCGUCGUUCGAAAUCCCCCCCGCGGCGCUGCAGAGCUUCCUAGGCGUGAGCAUCGUGGCAUGCGUCGUGCUGUACGACCGCGUGCUGGUGCCCGUGGCGCGCAGGGCCACGGGCGUCGCCACGGGCAUCACCACGCUCCAGCGGAUCGGCACCGGCAUGGCGCUGGCCCUGGCCGCGCUCGUGGUCGCCGCGUUCGUGGAGACGAAGCGGCUCGGCUUGGCGAGGGACGCCGGCAUCGUGGAUCAGCCAGAUGCGGUUGUCCCCAUGGGCCUGUGGUGGAUCGUGCCGCAGUACGUGCUCCUCGGCGCGGCCGACGCGUUCGCCAUGGUUGGCAUGCAGGAGUUCUUCUACGACCAAGUGCCCGGCGCGCUCAAGAGCAUCGGGCUCGCGCUCUACCUUAGCGUCCUCGGCGUCGGCAGCUUCAUCAGUAGCUUCCUGAUUUCAGCCAUUGAUGCCGUGACGAAGAGGGACGGUGGGACGAGCUGGUUCGACGACAAUCUCAACCGGGCGCAUCUCGAUUACUUCUACCUGCUUCUUGCUGCGCUGACUGCACUGCAGAUCCUUGCUUACCUUCACUUCUCCAAGACUUACGUUUACAAGGGGAAACCUGCCAGCGUUCACUGAUACGCUCGUCAAUCUUAUACAGCAGUGGAAAAUACGUAAAGUGGAUGUGUGUUGGGGACCUUAUUCGAAUGGGCCGUCGUCGACGGCCUUGGUCCAGUCGAGACCACCAAAAGAAGGACACUAAAAAUACUCAGAGGGAGGCAUUGAGCAAGCGCCAAGCCACCUCUAGCUCUCUUUUC